AUGCCCUUUAACCUCAAACUCAAAGGCGGACAUACUCUCAGUGCCACAAAAUCUGGAGCCAACGACUUUAAGAUAUCAGUGCCAACCUGUUCCUUCGCUUUGUCAUUCGGUGGUCAAUAUGGAGGUAUUGUGACAUCUCUUGGCCACUGGCAGUAUGGAGGUGCUGGAAAGCUUACUGGAAUGUGUGGUGACUGCGAUGGAAUAACAGAUGCCUUGACUAGCUUCAAUAAUUAUCAGGUUCCCGAUGACUCGGAUGUGCCAUUAGUUAACUGUAAGAAGCGCGAGGAUCCAGUCAUCAAAUGUUCGGAUAAGAACAAUGCCCUCAUUGCAUCAGACACGUACUGCGGUUACAUCAAGUCAACCACUGGACCAUUCGCAGAGUGCAUCAAGAGCGGAAAGGUAGAUUGGAAGUCAGCCUAUGCUGCUUGCCAGAUAGAUGCUUGCGCUUUUGUGGACAAACCCGAGUCCAUUAAAGAAGUGAUAUGCGCUGAUGUGGGAGAAUUCGCCAGCGAAUGUCAGCUGAAUGGUUACCAACCUUCGAAGGUUUGGAGAACAACCACAUUCUGUCCAAUGAAGUGCCCUGCUAACAGCGUAUAUGAGUCCAAGAUGCGUCCAUGCCAACCGACGUGUAUCAAGCCCGAACCAAUCUUCUGUGAGGAUGAGUUGAUGGAAGGCUGCAAGUGUAAUAAAGGCUUCAUCCGAGAUGGUGAUUCGUGUGUCCCCGAGCAGUCAUGUGGCUGUUGGGAUGCAGACAAAAACUAUUACACGAUUGGUGAUGAGCGCAUAAGCUCCGACUGCACGACACUUUACAAGUGUAUCAAAGUAGGAUCAGUCGCCAAGCUAGGGUCCAGUGAGCUUAAACCUUGUGGCCAGGAUGCUGAAUGCAGACCUGGAGACAAAGGGGUAUAUACCUGUGGCUGCAAGAAAAGAUACCAAGGAGAUGGAUUCAAAUGCACGAAACAAUGCACAAAUGUUGCAAAGAGAUGGACGGGGGAUAAAUGUGUCAUCCGCUGCGCUCCAGAGGAGAUCUGGGAUGACACCAAGAAGAUCUGCACACCGAGGUGCACCGAGUCUCAGUUAUGGAACAUCCCGACCAAACGAUGUGUAGACAGGUGUAAACCUUCUGACAUGUUGAAGAAAGGAGACUGUGUUGCUCGUUGUACUCCACCGAAAUCAUGGGAUCUCAGAUUGAAGAGUUGUACAGAAAAAAUCUGCACCUGCAAGGCUUGGGGAGAUCCCCAUUACCAUCGUUACGACGAUUUUAACAGAAUGAUCGACUUCAUGGGUGUCUGCAAAUACGUCUUCUCCAAGACGACCAACUCUGACGUCGCGUGUUCCUUCUCCAUUGAGGUGAAGAACGAAUAUCGAGGCAACACAAUUGUGUCUUUCGGUAGGAUGAUGGACCUGAAGAUGGGAGGUUUCGUUGUCAGACUUCACAAGGACGGAUGGACUAGGGUCAGUGGCCUCACACAAAGAAUGCCCUUUAACCUCAAACUCAAAGGCGGACAUACUCUCAGUGCCACAAAAUCUGGAGCCAACGACUUUAAGAUAUCAGUGCCAACCUGUUCCUUCGCUUUGUCAUUCGGUGGUCAAUAUGGAGGUAUUGUGACAUCUCUUGGCCACUGGCAGUAUGGAGGUGCUGGAAAGCUUACUGGAAUCUGUAAGAAGAGCGAGGAUCCAGUCAUCAUAUGUUCGGAUAAGAACAAUGCCCUCAUUGCAUCAGACACGUACUGCGGUUACAUCAAGUCAACCACUGGACCAUUCGCAGAGUGCAUCAAGAGCGGAAAGGUAGAUUGGAAGUCAGCCUAUGCUGCUUGCCAGAUAGAUGCUUGCGCUUUUGUGGACAAACCCGAGUCCAUUAAAGAAGUGAUAUGCGCUGAUGUGGGAGAAUUCGCCAGCGAAUGUCAGCUGAAUGGUUACCAACCUUCGAAGGUUUGGAGAACAACCACAUUCUGUCCAAUGAAGUGCCCUGCUAACAGCGUAUAUGAGUCCAAGAUGCGUCCAUGCCAACCGACGUGUAUCAAGCCCGAACCAAUCUUCUGUGAGGAUGAGUUGAUGGAAGGCUGCAAGUGUAAUAAAGGCUUCAUCCGAGAUGGUGAUUCGUGUGUCCCCGAGCAGUCAUGUGGCUGUUGGGAUGCAGACAAAAACUAUUACACGAUUGGUGAUGAGCGCAUAAGCUCCGACUGCACGACACUUUACAAGUGUAUCAAAGUAGGAUCAGUCGCCAAGCUAGGGUCCAGUGAGCUUAAACCUUGUGGCAAGGAUGCUGUAUGCAGACCUGGAGACAAAGGGGUAUAUACCUGUGGCUGCAAGAAAAGAUACCAAGGAGAUGGAUUCAAAUGCACGAAACGUGGUAUGUCGAGCUGUGGCUCGUGGCUUCUUCUCGGACCUAGGAUCGAGUCCAAACCAAGCGGCCUUGGUGGCCUAACCCUAUCUACCGUAGGAGCCACAACUCUCACCACCGGCCCUGAAGGUAUCAACGCAUGGGUUUUCACCGCGCAUAACUACGUUAAGAUAACCAGUGACGGAAAGCUGGAUAUUGAGCGUGAUAGUUUCACAAUCGCGACUUAUCUUUACCAAGACGUGCUUAGAGACGGGCCAAUCGUGGAGUGGAGAGGAAGAGGAGCUUACGGAACUCACAUGUGGAUUCAUGGAGGCAAGCUUUUCACCAACAUGGAUGCCCAUACUGGACACAGCCAUAUGCAAUUUCAUAUUGCUCCACCAACUAAGAAAUGGUCGUUCUUAGGGAUCAGCUACAGUCAACAAACUGGCAAUUUGGUGAUGUGGGUCGAUGGUAAUGUUGUCAUCAAGAAUGUCGGAGCCAUAGGACUCCGAGACAUGUUGGGUGAUUUGUACGUUGGACUCAGACCGGCAAAUGGUGGGUCCAAAUUCACGGGAAAGCUGGCCGGAACAACGCUGAUGAGAUGUGCAGUCAGUGGUAAGGCCCAGAUCGAGGAACUUAGGAAGCUGAUCAUAAGUAGAGCCAAACCUGCUACAUGUGACACGCAAAUGAAGACCAAGGUAGCUAGUGGAGUGACAUAUACAUUUGCCGGGAUGCAGUAUUACUGCAAGGAUGACGGGAAGUAUGCUGAAGUCAAGAAGGUUGGCAAUUGUGCUAUCCCUUUCAAAUACAAGGGCGUGUGGUACAGUGGAUGCAUCGAUUCAAAACCAUGGUGUUCAAAGGACCACGUGUACACCAAAAACUGGGAAUAUUGUUGAACCCGAACAUAUCGACUAACUUUUCGCAUGGUCUUAGAACCAUUGUACUCCAAUAUGCUACACAAAACUACUAAAAACGCUAUCAACUCUAAAUCUUUCGAUAAUAGUGGAACUUUCUCUUGAUUUUCCGAUGUAAAGAGAAUUGCAUUUUAUUUUACAUCAAUCUUGAUUCUGUGGUUGUAAACAAAGGCGCAUAGUCUUGUCAGGUUCUAAAGAAAUAUUUCAAAGGAUUACUGGUCAGAACACUUUGUAUCCAACUACCAAAGUAAUACUGGUGGAAAAUGUAAUACCAUUGUCUCAUUAAAGACACGCUUUGAGAAUGAAAAAUAUUAAGACAUUAUUGCGAAUAGACGCGACCGACUUUCGCUUACCCGUUUUAGAAUCAGCAGUCAUAGGUGGAAAAUUGAGACGAAGAGGUUUGUUCAACCUAUCAUUCCUCGAGAAAACAGAUUCUGUCAUUUUUGUUCUGCUUCUAAAAAUAUAAACUGUGUUGAAGAUGAAAUCCAUGUUCUUUUAGACUGUCCAAAUUUUCGAAAGGAUAGGGAAUUUUUUAUCGAAAAAUCCAUCCCACAGUACCCUUCCGUCAACCUCCUAUCAAAAAAAUUCAUUUACCUAAUGACUGCUGAGGGUGAUUUACUUCAUAAAGUUUCAAAGUUUUGUGCAAAUAAUUUAUAAGACAAGUGACUUUAUUUCGAUACUGGUAUUUUGAUACACUUUGUUCAUCUUUUAAACUGCUGUAUCAAGUGUGUAUGCACCGUCUCCUCACACGCCGACAGAAGGGGUACAUUCCUAUAGACAGAUCCCCUUUGGUCUUACUCCUCCUCUUAUCAAUAGCUUCGAUAGCUUUCCGCACUCACUUUAUUCUGCUCUCCUCACCGAUGUGAGUUUGCUUAUA
Messenger RNA from Lineus longissimus, 4114 nucleotides. RefSeq names its product zonadhesin-like. NCBI's taxonomy places the organism in Eukaryota, Metazoa, Nemertea, Pilidiophora, Heteronemertea, Lineidae. The record is from RefSeq and is a predicted model, not a curated record. The coding region runs from base 1 to 3219 and encodes 1072 amino acids. The transcript is spliced from 16 exons.